This is a messenger RNA of Anopheles merus, 1115 nucleotides long. Its product is annotated as very-long-chain (3R)-3-hydroxyacyl-CoA dehydratase hpo-8-like. NCBI's taxonomy places the organism in Eukaryota, Metazoa, Arthropoda, Insecta, Diptera, Culicidae. The transcript has 2 exons. Gene Ontology annotation, molecular function: 3-hydroxyacyl-CoA dehydratase activity. The record is from RefSeq and is a predicted model, not a curated record. Gene Ontology annotation, biological process: very long-chain fatty acid biosynthetic process; sphingolipid biosynthetic process; fatty acid elongation. Bases 204 to 911 code for a protein of 235 amino acids. Gene Ontology annotation, cellular component: endoplasmic reticulum membrane.
UCCGAUAAAUUCAUCCCUUCAUUAAACGUAAACACAGCGAUAAGAAACAUCAUAUGUGUAUUGUACUGGCGUCUGGGUUUGCGCACAUAACGGGAGUUCUGUCGUGUACUUGCUAACUUGCUGUCCGGACAGUUGGACCUGUGUAACCUACGAAAAAGCAGCUACGCUUACUUGCUUAAACAAUUUACCGACCCAACCGAGCAAUGGUUCAGGAAAACAAGGAAAACCAAUCCGUCCUCGUUAAAGGAUACCUUGCACUGUACAAUACGGCUCAAUUUGCAGGCUGGACGUACAUUUUCGUGCAAUUUAUUCAGCACUUCGCCGUAUACGGCGAAUCCCUGGACACGCUGUGGAGCCGCGUGGGGCAAGCGACAUUCUUCUUUCAAAUGCUAGCAAUACUUGAGGUGGUCCAUGCCAUGGUCGGUAUCGUCCCAAGCAACGUAGCGAUGACGUUCCUGCAGGUGUUCGGACGCUGCAUGAUCGUUGCGGGGGCUAUCGAAGGCACACCGACAGGUCAGAAAUCCCCAGGACUUCCACUAGCGCUGUUCUGCUGGAGUUUGACCGAAAUCAUUCGGUACAGCUACUAUGUGGCUCACUUGCUGCUUCCAGCCGUACCGUCGCUGCUCGUAUGGCUGCGGUACACGAUCUUCAUCCCGAUGUAUCCGUGUGGCUUUCUGGGAGAGCUGCUGUGCAGCUACUGGGCCCAAAGCUACGUCCGCGAUACGGGAAAAUGGAGUGUGGAAUUGCCGAAUCGGUUCAAUUUUAGCUUCUCCUUUUACUACUUCAUUUGGAUUAUGGCCGUCUGCUAUAUGCCCCUCUUUCCGCAGAUGUACCUGCACAUGUUUGCCCAGCGGCGCAAGGUUUUCGGGCGAGGAACGCAGACCCGGCAGAAGCUGACAAAAGCCAACUAAUUCACGACGGUUACGAUCUCGAUUAAUCAUAGCCAUUUGAGUAGCAUUUCCUUUAGAAGAUAUUUAUUUUUUAUUUUUGUUCGUUCAACCCGACCCGCGCCCAACAUUGCACACGCACUUAAAGUCGAUUAAGCUAUCACCACGAUGGAAUGAAUGUGUAAAACUAAACCUUAAACAAUAAACGAAUGUACCGUUUAAAUCAAA